This is a messenger RNA of Zophobas morio, 1053 nucleotides long. RefSeq lists its product as uncharacterized. Bases 77 to 673 code for a protein of 198 amino acids. The transcript has 3 exons. NCBI's taxonomy places the organism in Eukaryota, Metazoa, Arthropoda, Insecta, Coleoptera, Tenebrionidae. The record is from RefSeq and is a predicted model, not a curated record.
AUUAAUGUCUAAUUUCUUUGACAAGGUAAACGAGUUUGCCUAAUACCAUCCUAGAAAAUUAUCACACAUCUCGCAGAUGCGGCUCAUGCAACAGUGUAUUUGUCUCGCAGUAUGUCUUCUACUCUCGCGUUUAGUUCGUUGCCAAAAUCCACAAACACUGAAAAAAAUUUUAGAACUGGAAGAAGAUCGUCGUUUCUUGAAAGAGUCCGUUGCAAAAUUCGGAUCCCCUCAAGGCCCGAACUUUCGUUCGCUGCCCGGACCCGAAGUGGAACUGAACGACGAAGUACUCAAGGACAAUAUAUUUUUGCGAAAUGCAGGGAAUUUCACCUACAGAUAUCGUCAAAAGUCUCGCCACGUUACUUAUAAUGGUCGUUACGAAACCACUAGGACAACAAAAAUUAACGGUAAAGAAAUUUUAGUCGUUAGAGGUCAAUUCACUGAGGAGUUUCCGUGUAAAUAUGGCGGUGUGUACAUUAGGACUAUUGGGUACACCUUUGACGAAAACGGUUUUCGAACAUUUUUGAUCGAUGUGUCCAAGGUGGUUACUGAGGAAGUACCAAUAGCAUUAGAUAUUCCAGCAGCACCAGUAUCCAUUGCUAGUCGAAUGCAAUAUCGUGGACCAGCAUUUAAAAGAACUUCGUUUCCCACUUUGGCGGGUGGAGGUUUGGGAUAACACACAGGUGGAAAGAACAUUUUGCAGUACUAAUAAAUAUGUGAAUGCUUACUGUACAUUAUCAGUAGAGGAUUCCUUGCUGGUUGAAAUGUGCCAUUACAAGAUAUGUUGUAAUUAUUAGUACCUAGUUCAUUUAUAGUAGCUUUCAACGAAGAAGGUGGCAGAUUUCUGUUUAUUGUAAUAGUGAAAGUUUAGAAACAGUUGUUCGGUGAACAUAAUAAUCUGAGAUUUUUCAAAUUGAAGUACAUUUCUACAUACUCUGUAACCUGUUAUUUAUGGAAUGAAAUUUUCAAUAGGCUGUAUAGUGACAUAUCUAUUCUUGUCAUUUUAAUUACUCUGUAACCUGUUACUUAUGGAAUGAAAUUUUCGAUAGGCUGUAU